AUGCCGUCAAAACGGGCCGCGAAGGUCACUGUCUUGGGAGGAGGUGUCAUUGGUUUGACUGUUGCUGGAGUCUUACAAGCGCGAGGCUACAAAGUUACCGUUGUAAGCCGCGCUUUUCCCGACAAUCCGGACGACGACCCUUCCUUCACUUCUCCGGCAGCUGGCGCUCACUGGCGGAGUUUUGCUGAGAAGGAUGACUACAGGCUUCAAGAAUGGGAUGAGACCACAUUUCAGGCAAUGGUACGGCUAUGCGAUGUUCCCGGUACCGGAUUAAUGAUGGCACCAGCAUACGAGUUUUGGGCCGAUCCGAUGGAGUCCUGGGAAGAUCCCUUCUUUGCUCGAUUCACCCCAAAAUACAAGAUUCUAGAUACUGCAUCCCUCCCUCCGACCUGCAAAUUUGGAAUCUCCUAUGAAACAAUCUGCAUCAAUGUUCCCAAGUAUCUUCUAUGGCUGCUAGAAAAGUUCAAGUCCCUUGGCGGAUCCCUUCGAAAGCAGAGUGUAGCUCAUAUUGAUGAGUUGCUGAAUGAGGACGUGGAUGUGGUGAUCAAUUGUGCGGGUAUUGGAGCGCGGACGCUUGGUGGUGUCGAGGAUGUGCAAACUUAUGCAACACGGGGACAAACUGUCUUGGUUAGAGCACCACAUGUUCGGCAUACAGUCACGCGAUUGGGCCAGGUUCAUGAGGAUUUCACCUACAUUAUCCCCCGUGAUGACGGUAUUGUUGUCCUGGGCGGCACGUAUCAAGCCAAUAACUAUACAUUAGAGCCGGACAUGCCAACAGCCGAGGCCAUAAUUCAACGUUGCUUGUCCAUUUGUCCGGAGCUGCAAGUGGACGGUAAACUUGAUAUCAUUAAACAUAAGGCGGGCUUGCGUCCAACGCGCGUGGGAGGCGUGCGAUGUGAGGCUGAAUGGAAGGAGUCAAGCGAUAACCGAAAAGUUUUACUGGUUCACUGUUAUGGUCACGGCGGUUACGGAUUUCAAUCUAGUAUCGGCUGUGCGGCAACUGUCGCGAUGAUAACUGAUGGAGAACGUGCAAGACGAGGGGCGCACGGCGACGAACUAACUGUAAAACUGUGA
Spizellomyces punctatus DAOM BR117 is the source of this 1074-nucleotide messenger RNA. RefSeq lists its product as uncharacterized. The record is from RefSeq and is a predicted model, not a curated record. The transcript has 11 exons. The coding region runs from base 1 to 1074 and encodes 357 amino acids. Lineage: Eukaryota; Fungi; Chytridiomycota; Chytridiomycetes; Spizellomycetales; Spizellomycetaceae. Gene Ontology annotation, molecular function: FAD binding; D-amino-acid oxidase activity.